Lolium perenne is the source of this 2492-nucleotide messenger RNA. The record is from RefSeq and is a predicted model, not a curated record. NCBI's taxonomy places the organism in Eukaryota, Viridiplantae, Streptophyta, Magnoliopsida, Poales, Poaceae.
GGAGACGGAAAUACACUGCGCCUGCCUGCCUGCCUGCUCCGCUCUCCUCUGCUGCCCUCUUCCUUUCCCCUUUCUCCACCUGCUGCCGCUCGCUCCCCGCACCGCGCCCAGAUCCGGCGGCCGAUCUCCCAUGGCGGCACCGGCGGCGGGAGCCCUGGGCGUGGCCCUCGUCGCGGCGCUCCUGCUCGCCCUCGCGGGGGCCAACUCCGAGGGCGACGCGCUCUCCGCGCUGCGCCGCAGCCUCAGGGACCCCGGCGCCGUGCUCCAGAGCUGGGACCCCACGCUCGUCAACCCCUGCACCUGGUUCCACGUCACCUGCGACCGCGACAACCGCGUCACGCGCCUAGAUCUUGGUAACUUGAACUUAUCUGGCCAUCUGGUGCCCGAGCUUGGCAAAUUGGAGCAUUUGCAAUAUCUGGAACUCUACAAAAAUAAUAUUGAAGGAACGAUCCCAUCAGAACUUGGUGAUUUGAAGAACCUAAUAAGCUUGGACUUGUACAAGAACAACGUUUCGGGGACUAUUCCUCCUGCACUUGGGAAGUUGAAAUCCCUUGUAUUCUUGCGACUCAAUGGCAAUCGUUUGACCGGACCAAUUCCAAGGGAGCUGGCUGGAAUAUCUAGUCUCAAAGUUGUUGAUGUUUCUGGUAAUGAUCUGUGUGGAACAAUUCCAACCACUGGACCAUUUGAGCAUAUUCCUCUCAGCAACUUCGAGAAGAACCCGCGUUUGGAAGGUCCAGAACUACAAGGCCUGGCUGUAUAUGAUACCAACUGCUCCACUGGUGCCACCGGACCAAGGCUGGACCCCAACUCGCUUCCCGACGAGAUGCUUCUGCUGCGGCGCUUUUCAGGGGCCUGCCGCCGGCGAGGUCUCGCCCAAUUCACCGCCGCAGCCCCCCGCGAGGCCGCGGAUGCGGUCGUCGUGGGGGCCGGCGCGGUCGGUCUCGCUGUGGCGCGCGCGCUGGCCAUGGCCGGGCGCGAGGUGCUGGUAGUCGAGUCAGCAUCUAGUUUCGGCACCGGAACGAGCUCCCGCAAUAGCGAGGUCAUCCACGCCGGCAUCUACUACCCUCCCCGCAGCCUUAAGGCUAGUCUUUGUGUAAGAGGAAAGGAAAUGCUCUACAAGUACUGUGCAGAACGAGAAAUCCCCCAUAAACGGCUCGGCAAACUUAUCGUUGCUACUGGUGCUUCAGAGACUGCAAAGCUGGACAUGCUCCUCGAGAGCGCUAAAGGCAAUGGAGUGGAUGAUCUUCGGAUGAUGGAUGGCUCUCAGGCUAUGGAGAUGGAACCUGAACUCCGUUGUCUGAAAGCUUUACUAUCACCUAGUACUGGGAUCGUUGACUCCCAUUCAUUCAUGUUCUCCCUUUUGGCUGAUGCUGAAAACUUAGGAGCAAUGAUAUCAUAUAAUACAGCAGUUACCAGUGGGCAUGUUGGAGAUGAAGGGAUCGAGCUUCAUAUUUCUGAAAGCAAAGAGCUGGAGAACCAUUCUAUAGGAUCUCCUGUACCACCACAGAUUGUUUUGCUUCCGAAACUUCUGAUAAACUCAGCAGGUUUGAGUGCAGUUCCACUUGCCAAAAAAUUGCAUGGCCUUGAUCAAGCAUUUGUGCCCCAUGCUUAUUAUGCCCGUGGAUGCUACUUCACCCUCUCACAAACCAAGAGUCCUUUCAGCCACUUAAUAUACCCUCUACCAGAGGAUGGUGGCAUAGGGGUCCAUGUCACACUAGACUUGAAUGGCCUUGUUAGAUUUGGACCAGAUGUUGAAUGGUUAGAUGGUGGAAUGGACGACAUGUCAUGUUUCCUGAAUAGGUUUGAUUACUCGGUCAACCCCACCCGAUGUUCUGGAUUUUACUCUGUGAUAAGGAAGUAUUUUCCAAAUCUCAAGGAUGGAUCUUUGGAGCCUGGUUAUUCGGGGAUCCGACCAAAGCUUUCUGGCCCUGGACAGCGUCCUUCAGAUUUUGUUAUUCAGGGGGAGGAUGUCCACGGUAUUCCUGGGUUGGUUAACUUGUUUGGAAUAGAAUCCCCUGGUUUGACGUCAAGCUUGGCCAUUGCAGAAUACAUUGUUUCAAGGUAUAACAGCACUUGAUUCUCAAACAAUCGCUGACUCAUGAACCAGGGGAUGCAGCAGGGUGAAUCUAAGGUGUCUGGAGGCUCUCGUGAAUCACGUUGCUUACAAUGAAUCUGUGAUCCAGAUAUUGGGGUUUACCCUUCUGUAUUUAGUUGUUUACUUCCUUCUUUGGGGGAGAAAAAGAUGCAGCUUGUAGAGGUGUUUACAGCUAAAUAAAUGGAAUGUCAAAUGUAAGGUUGAUGCAUAGAGAAGUGGGUGGUUGGAUUAAAUUAUAAAUGUGUAGGCAAUCCUAACUGGCAUAGGUUAUGAGAAAAAGGAUCCUCUGCCGUGUCUACUUGUAACUCAGAGAGCAAAAUACAUUAGAUCUUGUUUGGACCCUUUGAUCAAAAAUUUGAAGGCCACAAUUGAAAACAAAACACAGUGGUAGUGUACA